This is a messenger RNA of Lethenteron reissneri (Far Eastern brook lamprey), 939 nucleotides long. RefSeq lists its product as uncharacterized. The record is from RefSeq and is a predicted model, not a curated record. NCBI's taxonomy places the organism in Eukaryota, Metazoa, Chordata, Hyperoartia, Petromyzontiformes, Petromyzontidae.
AUGUCUCAGCAGCUCAAUAAUUUUAUAACCGCGGCGCAAAAAGGCUGGCCGGAGGUCGAGAUGAAAGGGAGGCCGGGCGGCGAGGGACAGGAGAAGACUAACGAGGCCUUGGAUGAGACAGGGUUCAAUGGGGGCGAGCCGGUGACCAGCAGCUACAGCGCCAUCGAAAGCGGAAGCACAAGCGAUAUCGACACCGUCAGAAUCAUCAUCAUCAGCAGUAGCAGCAGCAUCAUCAGCAGAAGCAACAGCAGCAGCAUCAGCAGCAACAGCAGCAUCACCAUCAUCAUCAGCAGCAGCAGCAGUAGCAGCAUCAGCAGCAGCAGCAUCAUCAGCAGUAGCAGCAGCAGCAUCACCAUCAUCAGCAGCAGCAACAGCAGCAGUAGCAGCAUCAUCAGCAGUAGCAGCAGCAUCACCAUCAUCAGCAGCAGCAACAGCAGCAGUAGCAGCAUCAUCAGCAGUAGCAGCAGCAGUAUCAGCAUCACCAUCAUCAGCAUCACCAUCAUCAGCAACAGCAGCAGCAUCAUCAUCAGCAGCAGCUGUAGCAGCAUCACCAUCAGCAAGAGCAGCAUCAUCAGCAACAGCAGCAGCAUCGCCAUCAUCAGCAGCAUAAUCAUCAGCAAGAGCAGCAGCAUCAUCAGCAAGAGCAGCAGCAUCAGCAGCAGCAUCAUCAGCAAGAGCAGCAGCAUCAUCAGCAUCAGCAACAGCAGCAGUACCAUCAUCAGCAGCAGCAGCAUCCGCAAGAGCAGCAGCAGCGAGGAAGAGGAUGACAGCGCCACGUCCACGGGGCGAGCGCGGCUGGCGAUGGAGACUAGCAGCGGAGCGAGCCUGACCCAACCCAGAGGCCGUCGCCUCCUCGUCGUCCUCCUCCUGCCAGGAGCGACCUCCACCCAGCGCCGCUGACACCCGCGUCGUCCUUAACCCACCACCACACUCCACGGG